This is a messenger RNA of Sporisorium graminicola, 1830 nucleotides long. RefSeq lists its product as uncharacterized. The transcript has a single exon. The coding region runs from base 1 to 1830 and encodes 609 amino acids. Lineage: Eukaryota; Fungi; Basidiomycota; Ustilaginomycetes; Ustilaginales; Ustilaginaceae. The record is from RefSeq and is a predicted model, not a curated record.
AUGCGAACCACUCCCGCUCUGGCUCUCGUAGCCGCCUUUCUCGCCUCGUCUGCCGUCAGCGCUCUCACCCUGCCUCAAGCCGGACUUGAGCAGACUCAGGUCCACCUUCACCGCAGGACCUGUCACAAGGCUGAAUCCUACAAGAAGCGUCAUCACCAACACGACGACGGCGCAGCUGCUCCUCAGCCAUGGAAUGCUCCGGCUGGCGAUUCUGCUGCUCCGCAGCCGAUGGCUCUUUCAGCUGGUGGUGAUACGUCGGCUCCUCAGCCAGAUACUUCUGCUGCUGAUGCAAGUGCCCCUGUUCCUCAGCCAGCCGCUUCUGCCGCCGGGGGCGAUGCAACCACUCCUCCCCCCGCGGCUGCUCAGCCCUGGACCAUCGCGACUGGCGCGGACGAUUCGCAGCCCAAGAAGAUGCACAAGAAGAAGGGCAAGUGCGCUCUCAAGUCCAAAGGCCUAGGCCAAGACACUAGCACCACGCCUCCUCAAGCAGGCGGUAAUCAGAGCACCGGGCUGCCCCCGGUCACGGGCGUUCCUGGUGCCGACCAGGGUGCAGAUGGAAGCCAAGAUGCUCCCGUCGAUGCUGGUGCCGACACCUCGAAGGGUGGUCUUCCCUCGGGCAACAACGGUGCUGACCUUGUAACGAACCCCGAGGACUACUCGAACGGCGAUCAGUUUGGCGCCAACCCUGGCGGUGCUUCUCCACGAGGUGACGAAGGCGUUGGCGACCAGAACGCUCCCGCUCAACCCGGCUCGGGAGCACAGGGUAGCGGUGGUACCGCGCCUGGAGGGUUUUCUGGCAAGUCUUGGGGUGCGGAGGGUCCGGAUGGCUAUGCUGGUGAUGAUCAGUCUGGCGCUGGCAAAGACGGCAGCGCGGAUGAAUCAUCUGAACAGGACGGUAAGGGUGCCAGUCAGGACAAGCUUGGCGACCAAGACCAAGACCAAGACACCGACGGCUCCGACGGCGGUUCCACUGGCGACGAGAUCAACAGUGCUCAAGGUAAAGGUGUGCUUUGCAAGGGCACGCGGGGCAGCACUACGCUCCCGCGCAACGGCAAGGUUAAGCCCAACUGGUUCAGCCCGGACCUCAUCCACCACGGGCCGGGCACCCAAUUUGGCGAUGCCGGGCUGUGGGACGGAGGCGCAUGCAUGUUUGACGGUAUGCCGCACCACAACCUGCCGUCUGUGGCGAUGGACCAGUCGUUCUUCCAGGACGGCUUGGCGUGCGGAACGUGUGUCGAGAUCGGCUCGACGAGUGCGUCGCUCUUCAGCAACGCUGCGCACUGGACGGUCGAGACGCCUAAGAAGGGCACGCUCCCCGCGGGAAAGAAGACGGUUGCGAUCGUCAGCGAUCUGUGUCCCGGCGUCGACCAGUGCUUCUCGGGUCUCGACAUGCAUCUGGAUGCGUGGAACAGCGUGACGAACAACGCGGGCGGCAGCAAGCUGCCCAUCAACUGGAGGUUCGUCAACUGCAAAGAGGCGUUCGAGAAGAACAACAGCGGCGUGAAGCACAUGCAGAUCCACUGGAGGAACGGCACUACGCCUGGCUUCUUCGAGGUCCAGAUCCGCGGUAACCACGAGGCUGUGGUGCGCGUCGAGAUGAAGUGGGCCCACAAGGGAUGGUCCGAGGCGACGUUGAAGGACAGCACUUGGUGGCAGUGGGUGCUGCCGUACAACGAUCAGCAGAAUUUGAAGGACACCACCGCGAUCAGCUUCCGCCUCACCGACUGGCAGGGCGAGACCAUCACCUCGGACAAGACCACCACCAUGGGCACCGAUCUGUUCUUCCAGACCAACUUUGACCGCGUCGCCGACUUGGAGCAGCAGGCGUAG